AUGAUGAAUUACGACGAGAACGCAGACGCCCCUGGGAGUCAGAAAGAGAGCCCUCCCAAUAGUACAGGAAGAAAUAGAAUGUACGAAAAAGGAAUAGAUGUGAACGAACCCGAAGUGUAUGAUGCAAAUGAAGACAACACGAAAAACAAAGGUGUUUGGUAUAAUGCCAGAACGAAAUGUUGGCUAGCUUGUGUUAAAGGGAGUGGAAGACACCUACGUGUUUUUUCUGUAAAGAAACAUGGAUUUAAGAGAGCGAGAAUGCUAGCCGUUGAGUGUAAAAAUUCAACCGUCAUUAAUUUUAACCCCUUGGCGAACGGGUCCGCAAAUGGGGAACCCAACGGGGAAGCUAACGGAGCGACUAGUCAAGCUGACCACCCCACGCGCAGUAACGGAAAGGGCGCAGAGCCCUCUCACGCGCAAAACAAUGGUGUGUAUGCAAAACUUAAAAAUGAGCCAAGCAACCAUGUCAGUGGAAGAACCAGGGCAUACAGCUAUAAUGAAGCAGGUCGAACUGAUCACUCAAAACUGGAAGCACAAGAGUCCAUGGAUGUAGGAAGUUUGGCCACCAUGAAUAGCGAAAAUGCUAGCGGAGUUACAAAUGCUAGCAUUAGCGCAAGUGCGAGUGCGAAUGGAGUGGAAGAAGGACCUGAUAGAAAAAGGCGUUACAAUACAAGAAGGGGGAAUAAUAAAUCUGUGGACGAGUUAAAUAAGAAGGAGGAAAAAAAUGAGACUAACGAAGAACAUGCUUCUUUUUACAAAGAGAGCAAUAAUUGUAGUAUCAGUCCACCUACUUCUAGAGGAUACAAUAUGAGGGGACAUUAUAAUACCAAGGGAAAUUUAAAUCUAAAGGGGAGUAGCGUCACUAAGGGAAGCAAUUACAAUACUGUGAAGAAUAAUAGCAGCAUCUCGAAAGGGAAUGGUGGAAGCCCCAAGGGAGGAAGUAAUAACCUUAGGGGGUUAACCAUAUCCAAGGCUUCCCAAGCUAAGACUAAUAUCACCAGGAGCGCAGGAAGCAACAACACUUUCAAAGGGCACCAGCCAAACGGACAUACCCUUCAUCACACGGAGAGCUCGAGUUACACUCUGACCACUCGGAGUAGCCGUAACUACCAUGCGGCAACGGAUAGGUACAGCAGCAACAGCUUAACUACUGAUGAGGUGAAGUCUUACAAAGAAGACAGGAACCAGUCGAUGCAGACCCAAAAUGGGAAACGACAAAGGGACACCCUUGUGGAGACACUAGACAGUUACCAAGGGGAUAACAGAAAGAAGAAAAAAACUGCAAAGGAUAAGUUCAGUUAUCUGGUUAGGAAAGACAAGGGUGGUGGUGUCAGUGGUGGUGUUAACGGUGGCGCCAAUGGUGGUGUUAACGGUGGCGCCAAUGGUAGUGCCAAUGGUGAUGGAAAUGGUGGCGGUAGUGCUGAUGGCAAUGGCGAUGGUAAUGGGGGCGUUAGUGGUGGUGACCCCGCUGCUAUUUCCUCUGCGGCCUACCACGAGAGUAGUAACCAUAAUGACCACAACAGCGCAAGCAGUCAUGCCACCCACAACACGCAGAACGCGCAGAACGCGCAAAACGCACACAACGCGCAAAACGCGCAAAGCACACAGAACACACGCAACACGCACAACACGCACAACACGCGGAACACCCGCAACAGCAGUGUGCACACUGUGCAGUUUGCUCAGAAGGGGCAAAACGGGCAGGGUGAGAAAAGCAGCCACGAUGAUUUCCAAAAUAUGCAGAGCUUGAAUACCCGCUCCAGCACCACACAGAACUACCGGCAUGGCACUCAGAAUGAGAGUUACAACAACGGUUAUGAUAGCGGCUAUCACAGUGCUUACCAUAGCGGCCAGGCGAAUCAGCAAAACACCCCAAGCGGGCUUACCUACCACAACACCCGCUCAAGCCACAACACGCGAUCGAGUAACAACUCUCGAUCGAAUAUCAACUCUCGAUCAAAUAACAACUAUCGAUCGAAUAACAACACUCGAUCGAAUAACAACUCACGAUCCAGUAACAACACGCGAUCGAAUAACAACUCUCGAUCCAGUAACAACACGUGUAUCAUAACGGACAAAGAUUUUCACGUUGAUUCCCCCGAACAAACCAACGAGGAUUUCUACUUAAUAAAGCCUAUGAACUAUGACUACAGCGAUAACAACGUGUGCAAACAACGAAGUAGCAAGCCGACCAACAACGAAAGAGAAUAUAAUUUCAUUUUUUCGAACGAUUGUUACUCUGAUUAUUGUAGCCAGAACAGAGAUGAAUAUAAGGCAAACUUUAUUGACCUUACAAGGGAAGCCUUGUCAUUAAUUUUGCAGGAUUUAAAAAAAAACGUCAUCCCCAAAAUACCCGUUGGGAUAGAGAAAAGGGAGAGGUACACCAAUUCAUUACGCCUGUGUUUGAAAAGUGCCAAGUUUACCAAGCACAUCAACGAACUGGAGCCCUACCUGGAGUUAUUUAGCGAGUGUAUAAAGAACAGUAAGCUGCCAAGUCACAUGGAUUUGAAGGACCAGCUGUUUUAUCUCGACAAACUGUGA
Plasmodium cynomolgi strain B is the source of this 2541-nucleotide messenger RNA. RefSeq names its product transcription factor with AP2 domain(s). The record is from RefSeq and is a predicted model, not a curated record. NCBI's taxonomy places the organism in Eukaryota, Apicomplexa, Aconoidasida, Haemosporida, Plasmodiidae. Gene Ontology annotation, biological process: regulation of DNA-templated transcription. The coding region runs from base 1 to 2541 and encodes 846 amino acids. Gene Ontology annotation, molecular function: DNA-binding transcription factor activity. The transcript has 2 exons.